AUGACCUGUCCAGACAAGCCGGGGCAACUCAUAAACUGGUUCAUCUGCUCCCUGUGCGUCCCACGGGUGCGUAAACUCUGGAGCAGCCGGCGUCCGAGGACCCGGAGAAACCUUCUUCUGGGCACGGCUUGUGCCAUCUACCUGGGCUUCCUGGUGAGCCAGGUGGGGAGGGCUUCUGUCCAGCACGGACAGGCGUCUGUAAAGGGGCCACACGGUAACCAUGACACUGCGGAGGUACCCUUUCCUGAGAUACCCCUGGAUGGUACCUUGGCCCCUCCCGAGACCCAGGACAACGGGACCACGCUAAAGCCCAAUGUAGUGUACAUUACCUUACGCUCCAAGCGCAGCAAGCCUGCCAAUAUCCGUGGCACCGUGAAGCCUAAGCGCAGGAAAAAGUAUGCAGUGGCGUCUGCGGCUCCGGGACAGAAGACCUUGGUUGGGCCAUCCCUUCAGCCGCAGGAAGCUGCCAGGGCAGCUGAUGGGGCAGUGCCCAGGUACGCUCAGGGAGGAAACCUGGCCAAGGUUGGAGAGCGACCCUGGAGGUUGGUGUGGGGUCCAGGAGUGCGCGCAGGGGGCUCAGACUUCCUGCAGCCCAAGGCCAAGGAGAGUAACAUUAGAAUUUACAGCGAGAGCGCCCCCUCCUGGCUGAGCAAAGACGACAUCCAAAACAUGAGGCUGUUGGCGGACAGCGCAGUGGCAGGCCUGGGGCCGGUAUCCUCCGAGAGCGGGGCGCGCUUGCUGGUGCUGGAAGGGGGCCUGCCUGGCCCAGCACCCAGCUGUGGCCCGAGCCCCUGUGGAUUACUCAAGCCUCCUUUGGACAUGAGCGAAGUGUUUGCCUUCCACCUAGACAGGAUCCUAGGGCUCAACAGGACUCUGCCAUCUGUGAGCAGAAAAUCAGAGUUCAUCCAAGAUGGCCGCCCGUGCCCCAUCAUUCUCUGGGAUGCAUCUUUAUCUCCAGCAAGUAAUGACACCCAUUCUUCCGUUAAGCUCACCUGGGGAACUUAUCAGCAGGUGCUGAGACAGAAGUGCUGGCAGAAUGGCCGAGUACCCAAACCUGAGUGGGGCUGUACUGAAGUACAUCACCAUGAGUGGUCCAAGGUGGCACUCUUUGAUUUUUUGUUACAGAUUUAUAAUCGUUUAGAUACGAAUUGCUGUGGAUUCAGACCUCGAAAGGAAGAUGCCUGUGUACAGAAAGGAUUGAGGCCAAAAUGCAAUGACCAAAAUUCUGUGGCUCUGUCACACAUUGUCCAGAGAAAGCACGACCCGAGGCAUUUGGUCUUUAUAAACAACAAAGCUUUCUUUGACAGAAGUGAAGAUAAUUUAAACUUCAAAUUGUUAGAAGGCAUCAAAGAGUUUCCCGAAUCUGCAGUUUCUGUUUUGAAGAGCCAGCACUUACGGCAGAAACUCCUUCAGUCUCUGUUUCUUGAUAAAGUUUACUGGGAAAGUCAAGGGGGUAGACAAGGAAUUGAAAAGCUUAUCGAUGUAAUUGAGCAGAGAGCCAAAAUUCUCAUCACCUACAUCAAUGCCCACGGGGCCAAAGUGUUACCCAUGAAGGAAUGAGAAAAGUAUCUCCUGGCUGGAGGCCCGAGUAGAUUCAUGCGUGUGUGUUUUGUUUUUAAAUCAAGCCCGUCAUCCUCAAGUCCUUUAAGGAAUGAAGCAGAGAAGAUGAAUAUAUGAAGUAAAU
Messenger RNA from Otolemur garnettii (small-eared galago), 1684 nucleotides. It is a transcript of the gene GASK1B, whose product is annotated as family with sequence similarity 198 member B. Gene Ontology annotation, cellular component: Golgi apparatus. The record is from RefSeq and is a predicted model, not a curated record. The transcript has 4 exons. Bases 1 to 1560 code for a protein of 519 amino acids. NCBI's taxonomy places the organism in Eukaryota, Metazoa, Chordata, Mammalia, Primates, Galagidae.